This is a messenger RNA of Heteronotia binoei (common prickly gecko), 1451 nucleotides long. It is a transcript of the gene SNAPC5, whose product is annotated as small nuclear RNA activating complex polypeptide 5. Gene Ontology annotation, cellular component: nucleus. Lineage: Eukaryota; Metazoa; Chordata; Lepidosauria; Squamata; Gekkonidae. The transcript is spliced from 4 exons. Gene Ontology annotation, biological process: transcription initiation at RNA polymerase III promoter; transcription by RNA polymerase II. The record is from RefSeq and is a predicted model, not a curated record. The coding region runs from base 106 to 381 and encodes 91 amino acids.
AAGCAAGAUGGCGGCGGCGGAGGCCUCUGGACGGAGCGCGACGGGAGGGCCCGUGUGCUCGCGUCAUCCGUGCGCGCCGUUGGUGGCGAAGGCGGCGGCGGGAGGAUGCUGAGCCGCCUGCAGGAGCUGCGCAAGGAGGAGGAGACGCUGCUGCGGGUUAAGGCCGCCCUGCACGACCAGCUCAACCGCCUCAAGGUGGAAGAGCUGGCCCUCCAGUCUAUGAUCAGCGCCAGGGAAGAGAAUGUGACAGUAUCUUCAGCAACUCUGUUGGAUGAGCAUCAAAAUAUGGACAACGAAGCCACUAUUAAUCAAACUAAACUGCAGCUGCAUGUUGGGGAAGAGGAGGAGGAAGAAGAAGAAGAAGAAGAGUCAGACUCCUAACUCAGAUGGACUGCCUUCUUAUCCCAGACUCAGGAACUUCCCCGUCCGCCAUUCAAGCAAACUAUUUCGUCACUGUUUGCUUGGUGCUACAGAAAAAGAGGUGCCGCUGGGUUAUCCGAAAGGUUUCCAGAGGCACUGAUAACAUUGUGGGGAGGAGUGGGAGGAACAAAAAUGAGGGUGUCGGGAGAACACAUUCUAAUGUAGCAUGAUUUCUUUUGUUUUUUUAAAAAAGACAGCUAAUAGAGCCAAGUAGCACCUGGGAAUUGGAUCAUGCAAUUCACAAAGCAAUAAUACAACCUAUCCUUGAAGGUGUUUGAUUGCAGGUGAAACAAAAAAAAAUAGCUAUAGCUGGAAAGGCCUGGGUGCUCUGCCAGCCGCACACUCUGCCCACCCCAGGGCACCCAAAGGGAAGGGACCAUCAGCCUGGGACCCUUGGGUGCAUCCUCCCCCCACCCCCAAGGAACCACUGCUAAUUUAGAACAAAAUCUCUAAAUUCCAACCAUCGGGCUCGUAGCACAAAACUUGGAACGUUUAAGUAUAUCGAUGGGCAGCAUUUGAAAUCUGUGGAUUCUUCAUUGCUUGGGGUAGGGAGACAUUUCGGAAUGCUGCACCUUUCUGCCAGCGUGGGCCUGAGUUGUGGGGGGGGGGGGGGGGCGGUAUAUGUGAUAGAAAUCGGAGAGAAGAGAUUGUCAUAGGGUUCUCUGGGGGUGCGGCCUAAUAUGCAAAGGAGCUCCUGCUAGAACUCCUCCUCUCUGUGUAGACCCAUCCUGAGGUACUUGAACAGCCAGCUGAUAGGCACUUGUUACCUCUUUGCGUGGAGAUGCUGUGGGAGGGGGAAUUUGUAGCACACGCCCCGGGGUUGGGGGAGACUUAAGCACAGAGCCACACGCUUUGGGGACAGUCUCCUAAUAUUAUUUGACAGCAAUUCAUAUUCGCUUUUUUUGUUGUUGUUUAUUUUUAAACAAAAAUCCAUUCCUCGAAGGAACCUUGUAAUAUAUUUAUUAGUGUAAGAUGGAAAUGUUCAACAUCCGAAGGAAUAAAACGAUCGUAAGGAUUUUCAAACACAAAAA